UCGGUGACUAUUGCGGUACCGAUGAUGGGUCCCGGGUCUCGGUGGAGACGAGACCCGCAGGGGUCGUAGGGGGCGACCGGGGGUGGGGCGGUGCCAGAAGUCUGGGGCGGUGCCGGGGGCGUUGGCCUGGGAGUCUCGGGGCGGUGCCGAGGGUGGUCCCGGUGCCGGGGCGGUGCCGCUCCGGGGGUGGGCAUUGGGCGGCCGUGCCCGGCGGCUCCGGCAGGUGGAGCCCGGUCCCCGCGGCGGGCGGGCGGACGGGCCGGGCGGGCCGGGCAUGGCGGGGUAACGGCGCGGACCCACCAUGCGGCCCCGCCGCCUCCUGCCGCCGCUGCCGCCGCUGCCGGUGCUGCUGCUGCUGGCGGCCGCGGGCGGGCGGCGGGCGCGGGAGGUGCUGCUGCGGGUGCAGGUGUUCGAGAGUGGGACGCUGGCCCCGCUGGCACAGGCGGCCCUGGAUGUGUUUGGCGCCCGCAGCGCGCUGGCAGCCGGGACCACUGACCACACAGGCACCGGGGUCCUGCCCGUGCCCUACCGCUUGGGCUCCUGGCUACUUGUCACUGCCGCACGCCGUGGAUACGUCACCGCCUCAGUCCCCUGGCGCGUCACCAAAUUGCCACUCUAUGCCUCCAUCAGCCUCUACCUGCUCCCAGAGCGCCCGGCCACGCUCAUCCUCUACGAGGACCUGGUCCAGAUCCUCCUGGGAUCCCCAGGUGGCCGUGGGCAGCCGUGGGCGCAGUUCCCACGGCGGGCAGCCCGCCUGCCCCGCAGCUCCACCUACAGCCAGCUCGCCGCGUCCCUCACCGCCGCCUCCGGGCCCAGCCUGGCCCGCGCCUUCCCCGCCUUCCUCGGGGUCGAGCAGGACGGCAGCGCCAAUGGCACCUGGCUGGAGCUGGCGCCGGUGGCGGCUGUCAGCGUCCACCUGUUCACCGGGAACGGGACCGAGGUGCCGCUGGCUGGCCCUGUCCACCUGUCCGUCCCUUUGGCCCCUGACGCCGCGGCCGUGGUGGCCACCAGUGUGCCAGCCUGGAGGUUUGACCACAAGAGCGGACUGUGGGUCCGUAACGGGACGGGGCUGAUCAGAAAGGAAGGCCGGCAGCUCUACUGGACAUUCGUGUCCUCCCAGCUAGGAUAUUGGGCAGCAGCUCUGCCUUCCCCCAGCACAGGGCUGGUGGCGAUGGCAGCGGGUGUGACAGACAUCACCACCUACCACACCAUCUUCCUCCUCACCAUCCUGGGUGCCCUGGCCCUGCUCGUCCUCAUCCUCCUCUGCCUCCUCAUCUACUACUGCAGGCGGCGGUGCCUGAAGCCGCGGGCGCAGCACCGCAAGCUGCCGCUGCCGGGGCCGCUGGACGCGGCGCGCCGGGACCAGGCCACCUCGGUGUCCCAGCUGGACCUCCUGUGCGGGGGCAGCCACCUGGAGACCGCCUCCUCGGGGGGGGAUACCGACCUGCCCACCCCCAGCCUGCCCCCCUCGACCCGCGAGCUGACCCCCGCCCGGCCGGACUUCUUCCAGCCGUCGGCCCCCGCCCCGCUCCGGGCCGGCCCCCGGCCUUCCGCCGCCACGCUGGGCCCCCGCCGCCGCCAGCCCCCGGCCCACGAGGACUACGGGCGCCCCGGCGAAGCCUUCGGCCUCCGGGCGGCCCGCUCGGUGGACGGGCUGCAGCCGCCCGACGAGCAUCCCCGGGGCACCCCCGCCUUCCCCCCGCGGCCCCCCUCGCCCUCGUUCUCCCGAUACGGGGCGCAGCCGACCGAGCACCCGCUGCCUGAGCCGCCCCCGCGCCCGCCCUCGCUGGCCCCCCCCGGCCCCCUGCUGCUCUGCGGCCCCCUGGACCGGGGCGGGGGGCCCGAGGAUGUUUACCGGGGGGUGAUGCCCACGCUCCUCAUCCCUGCCCGCUACAUGCGCCUGGCCCCCGGCGAGCCCGAGGGUCCCCCCGAAGCCGAUGGGGGACCCGGUUCGACGGCGGCGACGGCCGCGCCCCCGCCCCCACCAUCCUCCGGGCAGCCCUUCGAGGAGGGGGAAAAUUGGGGCGGGGCUCGUGCCCCCCAGCCGGUGAGUGGCUCGGUGGCCAUCCCGGUGCUGCUGGACGGGUCGGCGGUAGCCCAGCUCAACGGGGAGCUGCAGGCGCUGGCGGGGCAGCAGCUCCUGGAACUGGGGGGACCGCCACCCCCGAGGGCCUGGUUCGUGUCCCUGGACGGGCGCUCCUCCCAGGUUCGGCAUUCCUACAUCGACUUACAGGGCAGCGAGAGGGGCCCCGGCCCCGCGCCCCCUCCCCGCCUCUCCCGGGCUGCCGGAGGCGGAGAGGAGGACGGGGGGCCCCGGGCCCCGCUGCCCGCAGCCUCCCCCGAGGACAGCUCGCUGGCUCCCUUGCUGGAAGCGGGCAGCGGGGGGCGGCGAGGGGGGGGCAGCGGGCGCAGCAGCGCCAGCGAAGCCCCCCGAGACUCCCUGACCAGCCCCGAGGAGGAGGCGCUGGCCGAGGCGGGCGACGGGGGGGACGAGGGGGGCGACCGCAAGAGCCCCUGGCAGAAGCGGGAGGAGCGGCCUCUGAUGGUCUUCAAUGUCAAGACAGGGGGGUCUGGCACUGCCCCCCGAGCCAGUGGUGCCUCCAAGCUGCCAUAGGAGCCAGGGAGCCCCUAUCCCCCCACCCUCAUCCCCCUUUGGAUUUUAACUGUGUUUCUAAACGUUUUCUACGUGGCGAGGAUGAAGAGGGGUCAUUGGGGCCAGGCUGGCAGAGGGGGGGCCAUGGGGACCCCCCCGGGUGCCAGGCUGGGCAGGGAGCUGUGGCCUGCACCUGCCUGCACGUCCUGCCUGCUCCUUAGAGGCAUUAAUAUA
Messenger RNA from Cinclus cinclus, 2827 nucleotides. RefSeq names its product family with sequence similarity 171 member A2 (gene FAM171A2). The coding region runs from base 302 to 2614 and encodes 770 amino acids. The transcript is spliced from 9 exons. NCBI's taxonomy places the organism in Eukaryota, Metazoa, Chordata, Aves, Passeriformes, Cinclidae. The record is from RefSeq and is a predicted model, not a curated record.